Phycomyces blakesleeanus NRRL 1555(-) is the source of this 3036-nucleotide messenger RNA. Its product is annotated as C2H2-type zinc finger transcription factor. Bases 1 to 3036 code for a protein of 1011 amino acids. Lineage: Eukaryota; Fungi; Mucoromycota; Mucoromycetes; Mucorales; Phycomycetaceae. The record is from RefSeq and is a predicted model, not a curated record. The transcript is spliced from 2 exons.
AUGUUACAUCACGAAAGCUCUGUGAUGCAGCGUAUUAUUAAUUACCCAAAAAAUUCUAGGGUGGUAGUUUCUGCUCCCAAAGGACCAGGUCAACACAAUUUUGCCUUUGACGAUAUCGGAAAGACCUGCUCACUUUGUGGAAAAGAUUUCGAUCGCGUAUGGAAUCUACGACGCCACCUUACCAAAUAUCAUAAGUUAGCAACUCAUAUUGCUAACGAUAUUAGCCCUCAAUAUGCCGAUAGAAAUUUAGCGUCACAAAGACAGACCACGAACACUGCCGAGCCGACCGCCCCUGAUCACAAUGACGAUUCCGUUAACGAAGACCUACACGUUGAAUCCGAUUUGGAGGAUGACGACAGCAGCGAUGUUGACGACAUGAACAGCGAUGGCGACGAUAAUGUUAGCGAGAUUGAACUCGAUGCCGGUGAAAGUAUUAUCGAGAUGGAUGAGGACACCAGCCCCUUUGAAAGUCCAAGUCCAGGUAACCACCUAUACAUGCAUAUAAGAAAUAGUAUGUUGUCUUCUGCAUCCAAUACCAGCUCAUCGUUGGAUGCAGAUCUCGAUUUACUGAGAGAAGCAACUGGAUCGCAUACGACAUGGAACCAGUAUACAUCAGACACCCACCCGUUCCCGGAUCUCCAGUCUAUGGUACUGCUUGCCUUUGUUGAUGGCGAUAAAGACAUGGUAUCUCGCAGGAUCUUGAAAAAGAUCCUGUUUACCAUAAGUCUUGUCCUUAAGCUUCACGAGGAAGCUAUCCGAAAGAAGUCCCCGUUCAAGUUACCUCGUUUGGAUGCCCUCUUGAACUACCACGUCCGGUUUCUUGCUGCCAACCCCAAGAAAGCAAGAAACAUGUUUUCCCUCCCUGACCGCACUCCUAACCAGUCCAUUUGUCUACAACAAGGCGAAAAGUGGAGAACACAUUGGUACUAUCAACAACCUAUGUUCACCCACAACGGCGUAGAUUUUUGGUCUGGUGAUAUUGUUAACUUUAUGAAUGGUUCCACUCCAGCCCGUUUCCUAGUAGAAUCAUUCCAUACCAUGGAUAACUCAGCCGUUUUUGUUCAAGGCUACAUGGUUUAUAUUCUGGAAGGCGGUCAGUUCAUUGGCAUCGAAGUUGAAUCUACUAGCAUAAAGCUUGAAACUCUUCUCGGUGUUGACUCGACCCCUGUUGAUGUUGCCCUAUGCUACAGCGUCUCACCUGGGAAAGUCUUUCAUUUGAUUCCCAGGCACAAGUCCUUGCUGGAAGAGCCUCAUUUCUUAAAACGGCACGUACUAGACGAAACCGGAAAGCCGAUCGAUCCAAAGUUGUUUUACAAGGUGAGGAUAUCGCCCAUUAUACUCUUCACCGACGACACCUCCGGAAACCGAUCAAAGCAAUAUAACCCGUACGAAAGCUGGUCAAUGAAGUUUGCUGCUCUCUCCUACGAAGAGAGGUCUUCAAUUGAAAACAUCCACUUUCUCUCUGCUAUUCCCAAGAAAAAGGGGGCAAGUGGGAUGUCCUUGUUGCCUAAAAUCGUUGAAGAUUUCAAAAGGCUCGAAAACGGACUGGUGAUGUUCUCUGCCAAAGACAACGAAAACGUCUUAGUAGCAUCACCACUCCUUUGGAUCGAGGCAGACACUCCAUGCCAUUCUGAACUAUGUGGUUUGCGCGCGCCGACAAGUCUGUACCCAUGCCGCAAAUGUUAUGUCCGUUUACAAAGAUCCAUGCCCAACCUCCAAAGCUCUUCGUAUUAUACUGGUAGACACACAGCAAGAACAAAGGCACACUAUCUUGCUGCUGCGUCUACCUCGGGACGUGGAUCGACUAUUCCAGAUGCUCCUUUGACUGGAAAUGCUCUGACAGCAAGCGACCUAUGCUUCGCAAAUAGGGCAACAGAUGCAUUGUUGGAACUACAGUCAUUCGAUCCAUCGACAGAUACUCCAGUUGAAGUUCUGCAUAACAUACUUCUUGGAGUUGCUAAGUAUCUAGUCAAUGAUUUGGUAAAGGUUGUACUAAAGAAAAAUCCUAACCAAAUGGCUAGAUUGUCCAAAGCCCUCAAGGAUUAUGAAAACUCUCAAGGAAUGUCAAGAAAGUUCACUCGAGAGUUACGACACUGUGGCUCAUUCCUUGGGAGGGAUUACAAAGUUCUUCUGCAAAUUCUACCCGCUAUCUUAGUUACAGAAUUUGCAAAUGAUAGUAUACUCUCUCUCAUAACUCCAUCUUUUGUCCGUCUUGGCCGUCUUUGCUCCUUGGUGUUUGUUAGAGCAGUAAGGUAUGAUUAUAAUAUGUACAUCGACGAAGUUGAAAAGGCAGUUACAAGCCUUAUCCAAGAACUGCAUCAUUAUGUCAUUACCUGUGAAAUCGAAGGACAUAAUCCGUAUUCCUCGAAGCCCAAGGUUCACCUGCUCACACAUCUGCCCGACGAUCUACGAAGAUUUGGAACUGCUCUACACUACGAGACCGAAAAAGGUGAGCAGUUUAACAAACACAUCCGUGAACACCUAAUGCAUACCAAUAGGUUAAACACCUCAAGAGAUGUAUGUCUCAAGUUCGCCAAGCAAUCUGCAAUGAGACACAUCAUUGAUGGUGGUUCAUGGGUGAGCAAAGACAAAAUGAGAGAGAAGUAUGGUAAUUCCACGGCAGAAUUUCUUAAAGAAAACUUUAACGACAAUGUUAAGAAUAUCCUGUUUAGUGGAUCAAGAGACUUUGCUGAUAAUAACGACACUGAUGACAUUACAGCAAAAGCACUCUGUGACAAUACCUUUGUGGUGUUCAUGCUCAAGGAGAGUAGAGACCAACAUGCCCAUCCAUUUAUUGGAAAGGUCUCCUCUUUGAGAGUAGAACACUAUCGAGUUGAGAGUAGUCCCCACGCUCAAGUUAACAACUACCUCCUCGCGCAAAAGGUUUCCAAUGAUGCAUCUACUACACUCGAUCAGCUGAAGAUUGUAUGUAAGCUUGAUAUGCACACAGAAUUUAACAACAAGCUUGUCAUCAAUCUCAGUAAAUUUGGCUCCUACUGGUUCUUUGUUUCCUUGUUUUCGAAUCGACAGUAUUAA